Messenger RNA from Bacillus rossius redtenbacheri, 1458 nucleotides. RefSeq lists its product as uncharacterized. Lineage: Eukaryota; Metazoa; Arthropoda; Insecta; Phasmatodea; Bacillidae. The transcript is spliced from 4 exons. The coding region runs from base 1 to 1458 and encodes 485 amino acids. The record is from RefSeq and is a predicted model, not a curated record.
AUGCCAGUAACCCCGGUCACCAUGCUGAUGCCUGGAGCGCAGCGCCUGGGCACAGACACGGCACGGCCGGGCAGAACAGGUGGCUCCCAGCUGCGGCAGACACAGAGCUGCACGUGUGUGCACACCAAGCCUCCCACUCAGACCAAGCCUCCCACUCAGACCAAGCCUCCCACUCAGACCAAGCCUCCCACUCAGACCAAGCCUCCCACCAAGACCAAGCCUCUCACUCAGACCAAGCCUCCCACUCAGACCAAGCCUCCCACUCAGACCAAGCCUCCCACUCAGACCAAGUCUCCCACUCAGACCAAGCCUCCCACUCAGACCAAGCCUCCCACUCAGACCAAGCCUCCCACUCAGACCAAGCCUCUCACUCAGACCAAGCCUCCCACUCAGACCAAGCCUCCCACUCAGACCAAGCCUCCCACUCAGACCAAGCCUCUCACUCAGACCAAGCCUCCCACUCAGACCAAGCCUCCCACUCAGACCAAGCCUCCCACUCAGACCAAGCCUCUCACUCAGACCAAGCCUCCCACACAGACCAAGCCUCUCACUCAUACCAAGCCUCCCACUCAGACCAAGCCUCCCACUCAGACCCAGCCUCCCACUCAGACCAAGCCUCCCACUCAGACCAAGCGUCCCACUCAGACCAAGCCUCUCACUCAGACCAAGCCUCCCACUCAGACCAAGCCUCCCACUCAGACCAAGCCUCCCACUCAGACCAAGCCUCUCACUCAGACCAAGCCUCUCACUCAGACCAAGCCUCCCACUCAGACCAAGCCUCUCACUCAGACCAAGCCUCCCACUCAGACCCAGCCUCCCACUCAGACCAAGCCUCCCACUCAGACCAAGCCUCCCACUCAGACCAAGCCUCUCACUCAGACCAAGCCUCCCACUCAGACCAAGCCUCCCACUCAGACCAAGCCUCCCACUCAGACCAAGCCUCCCACUCAGACCCAGCCUCCCACUCAGACCCAGCCUCUCACUCAGACCAAGCCUCCCACUCAGACCAAGCCUCCCACUCAGACCAAGACUCCCACUCACACGAAGCCUCUCACUCAGACCAAGCCUCCCACUCAGAACAAGCCAUCCAUUCUGACCAAGCCAACCACUAAGAACAAGCCGCCCACUAAGACAAAACCACCCACUCAAACCAAGCCAACCACUCAGAACAAUCCUCCCACACAGACCAAGCCACCCAUUCACACCAAGCUACCCACUCAUAACAAGCCACUCACUGAUACAAAGCCGCCCAUCAGUAGUCCCGAGUGUAGGCCGGCGAGCAGUCAGCAGCCAGCAGCCAUGUACCCCAACCCGCUGGAGAGGAGGCACUGCACGAUCCGCCUGGUGCUGGACAAGCUGCUGCGGCCGUCGAGGAACAACAACCGCCUGGGCGCCUCGGCGUCGUCGUCGGCGGCGUCGCUCAAGAGCGCGGCGCCCGACCAGCGCUGGAGCAAGUAG